Xenia sp. Carnegie-2017 is the source of this 1173-nucleotide messenger RNA. RefSeq names its product craniofacial development protein 2-like. Gene Ontology annotation, biological process: chromatin remodeling. The coding region runs from base 1 to 1173 and encodes 390 amino acids. Gene Ontology annotation, molecular function: catalytic activity. The record is from RefSeq and is a predicted model, not a curated record. The transcript has a single exon. Gene Ontology annotation, cellular component: nucleus. NCBI's taxonomy places the organism in Eukaryota, Metazoa, Cnidaria, Anthozoa, Malacalcyonacea, Xeniidae.
AUGCCGGAGACAAUCAGAAGAGAAGACAAUGCUAGGGCAUACCCCGUAAGCGAUGCGCAGCGGCACUACUGUCUUGACGCUGUGAAAAGAAUGCAAGCGAGACAGAACAGACAGAAGAGACAGAACAGACAGAAGAGACAGAAGAACUUGAGAGUUGCGACCCUAAACAUCGGGACGCUGACUGGAAAGAGCAGAGAAAUAGCAGACAUGAUGAAGAGGAGGAGGAUCGACAUACUAUGCUUACAAGAGACAAGAUGGACUGGUGGGAAAUCAGGAGGGAAGGCAAGAAACAUCGGAGAGAGCUACAAGCUGUACUACAGCGGAGGGGGAAAGCCAAAGAAUGGAGUGGCUAUAUGCCUGAGUGAGGAAUGGCAAGAUAAAGUGAUAGAGACCCAGAGAAAGUCCGAUAGAAUCAUAACUAUGAAACUGGUAACACCUGACAAGACGUUCAACAUCGUGACUGCCUAUGCACCUCAGCAAGGUUGUGAAGAAGACGAGAAGCAGAGAUUUUGGAACCAACUUGAAGAAGUGACCACCAAUGUGAAGGAAACAGAACAGCUGAUUGUGGCAGGAGAUCUCAAUGGGCACAUCGGAAGAGAGAGAGUAGAGGGAUUUGAGAGAUGGCAUGGAGUAAAGUCAAUCGGAAGAAGAAAUGAAGAAGGAGAUAAGAUCUUAGACUAUGCAAGGAGCAAGGACCUCGCAGUGGUAAACACAUUCUUCACACAGAGGGAUGGAAACACCUACACGUACAAAAGUGGCCUUAGCCAGACCGUGAUAGAUUUCAUCAUGAUAAGGAGAGAUGACCUAGGCGAUGUUAAAAAUUGUAAGGUUAUCCCUGGUGAGGAAAUUGCACUGCAGCAUAGACUCGUUGUGAUGGAUUAUAAGAUCAAGAAGAGGAGAAGAAUAAGAAGAGAGAGACCGAAGAAGAUCAACUGGUGGAAACUACAUAAUGAGGAAGGAGAUGAGCUGGAAAGUAAGAUCACAGAAAUGUUAAUGGAACAAAGCAUGGUGGGAGAGUGGAAAUGGAAUGAAACAUACCCCAAUAUACUAGAAGCAGCAAAGGAGACACUGGGAGUUAGUAGAGGUGGGAAAUACAUAGAAAAAGAAUCCUGGUGGUGGAAUGAAGAAGUACAAGAGGCUGUGAAGAACAAGAAAGAAGCUUUUAAGAGAUGA